Molecule: messenger RNA, 3295 nt
Organism: Ziziphus jujuba (common jujube)
Lineage: Eukaryota; Viridiplantae; Streptophyta; Magnoliopsida; Rosales; Rhamnaceae
Exons: 4
Coding region: 459-3125 (888 amino acids)
Source: RefSeq, a predicted model, not a curated record
CUCCAUCUCUCUUAUCUUUUCGCUUUAUCUCUCUCUUUUUCUUCUUCUCAGAGUUUCUUCGCUGGUAAGAUACGAGGAGAAAAAAAAAAAAAAAAAAAAGGCGAGCUUCACGGAUAACCCGAGUCCGAAUCAAAACCCGUAUCAGCGACGGCUUGGAUUCGCUUUGGGGAAAGAAAUUUGUAUGGGGGUUUCAUUGAGGAAUAUCGUUUGCCCAUGGAGUAUUGAAUCUGAUUUUGGGAUUUUGAUGCUGUUAGGGUUCUUCGCGCAUUGAGAAAUUACUGUUAUCCGUCAAUUCGAUUUCGAGGCGGGAAAUUAGGGCUAGGGUUUUCGAUUAGAAGCAUUUUAUAUUUAGGGUCGGCGAUUGAGGGGCUUUGUGUUUAUGGUCUGAUAUUUUUUUAGGGUUUUGUUUUUAUUGUUCUAUUCGAAGACGGGGAAGAUAGGUGUGGGUUAGGAGGAUAAUGUGUAUACUCUGUGUGAUUCAGAAGUGGUCUCGCCGGGUUGCUACGAUGCUUCCUUGGUUAGUCAUUCCACUAAUAGGACUUUGGGCUCUCUCUCAGCUAUUACCGCCGGCAUUUCGCUUCGAGAUUACAUCACCAAGGCUGGCUUGUGUUUUUGUGCUUUUGGUUACUCUCUUUUGGUAUGAGAUUUUGAUGCCUCAGCUAUCAGCUUGGCGUGUCAGGAGGAAUGCUAGGCUUAGGGAGAGAAAGAGGUCUGAAGCCAUUGAGUUGCAGAAGCUUAGGAAGACAGCCACUCGGCGAUGUCGUAACUGCUCGACUCCGUAUAGGGAUCAGAAUCCAGGUGGGGGUCGCUUUAUGUGUUCAUAUUGUGGGCAUGUUUCGAAAAGACCAGUUUUGGAUUUGCCUGUACCACCUGGGAUGGGGAUUUCGAACUCCGGGUUAAUCAAAGAUUUGGUUGGAAAGAGUGGCAAGAUAUUGAACGGCAAGGUUUGGUCUGAUAAUGGGUGGAUGUGUGGUCAAGAUUUGUUGGAGAAUAAUGGUAAUUGGGUUGGAGGUUCUAUUGGGGGAAAAUCUACUUAUUGGAGGAAGAAUGGAAGCAGUCUUUUUGGAGGAGAUGAAGAUUGUUUGGCAGAGAAGUCGUAUUCAGGUGUAGUCAUUUUUGCCUACAAGGUUUUGAAAUCUUUUUUCUCGAGCAUUAGAUGGCUUUGGAGAAAGAUAUUUAGCAUUAAUUCGAGGGAGGAUGCUUCUUCUGAUGCAGAACAUAAGGGAUUAUUGGCUAAGAGGGGUGAGAAUGGGGGUAACUUCCAUGAAAGUAGAGGAGAAAAAGCACGCCGGAAAGCAGAAGAGAAGAGGCAAGCUAGGAUAGAGAAGGAGCUCUUGGAGGAGGAAGAGAGAAAGCAGAGGGAGGAGGUUGCGAGGUUGGUUGAGGAACGUAGGAAACUGAGGGAUGAGAAAAUGGAGGCAGAAAAAGAUCGUGGGAAAUCAUCGCCACCCAGCAGGGAGAAAAAUAGAAAGAAAGAAGCAGAAAGAAAGCGUCAAGAAAGAAAGAAAGAGAAGGACAAGGGUUCUAGCAAGAGCAAUUCUGAUGCAGAAGAUCUGGAAAAAAAACCAGGUAAGGAUGGUGAAAGAAAGCGGGACUCUGAUAAGAAGAGUGAGAUUGAUCGUCGGGAACAUCUGAGAUCAGGGACAGAUUUUGUUAAGAGUCAGAGCACUGAGGUGGGCCAUGGGAUAAAGAACGUUUCUUCAAACAAUUUGAGUCGGGGAAAUGCUGGAACUAGGUACCUGGAUCGUAUGAGGGGUACGUUUUUGUCUUCUUCUAAAGCAUUUAGUGGCGGUAGUUUCUUUGGAAGAGGUGCUAAUACUACCGCUGCUGUGACAAAAGAAAACAAACCAAACAGUUCUGUAGAUCAUGUCCAUACUUAUACGCAUAGAAGAGAUAUAUAUCCACCUGAACGUGUAGCUGCAAAACCUUGUAUAAAUGGAGAUGAUAGGAAUUUCAACCGUCCUGUAAUCUCCGAACAACAGCCAGCAGCAGCACCUAAAAAGUCAUGGCAGCAAUUAUUUACUCGAUCGGCAUCUGUUACUUCAUCCCCAAAUGUCAAUGUCAUAAGUAGACCAAAUACAAAGUUCCAAGUAGAAGCUCAAAGCCCACCAUUAUCUGGUCAAUCAUCAUCGUUGCAAUCAUUUGACAAUCCAAUAAAUUUUGGGCUACCAUCACCAUUUACUCUUUCUACCUAUCCAAACGGAUCAACUAGCACUAGUCUAGGCUUUUCACCUGCAAUUGAACCCAUAUUCCCUCGUGUUGGAGAAGGGCCUCAUGAACUUAUACCAGAAGAGCCAGAGCUUUUUGAAGACCCCUGUUACAUUCCUGAUCCAGUAUCGUUGCUUGGGCCUGUUUCAGAGUCACUUGAGAAUUUUCAGCUGGACCUGGGGACUGGCUUUGCAACAGAUAUGGGAUUGGAAAGACCUCAUACUCUUAAGAAUUUAUCUGCUACUUCGGAAGUUAACAAGCCAUCUCCUAUUGAGUCUCCUAUGUCAAGAGAGAAGCAUAACAGUUCUAAUCGCUUUCCAACCACACCAAAGACCCAAAACAUGCAUACUUUACCUGUGGAUGAUGCGAAUACAAAUGAAACAUUGACGUGGCAAAUGUGGAAUACUUGUCCUCUUGGUCAGGAUGGUCUGGGUUUAGUUGGUGGCCCGGCAAGCUGGAUUCUACCGCCAGAACUGAACAGAGCAAGCAAGGAUGAUUUUGUGCACCCUUCGUCACAGAAAACAAUGGCCUCAUUGUUUACAAAAGAGGAACAAGUCCCUUCAGGCACUCCUCCUCAGAAUGUUUUUCUUGGUAAUGGGCAGAAUGGGACAUUUAGCCCUGGUACUGGUUCAAGUGAUCCUGAUCCUUGGUUGCAGAAAGCUUUUUUUCCACCGUUGUCAGCUGGUGAAAACCCUUUUGUUCUCAAACCUCAAGAGGAAAUUGCUCAGAAUGAAAUGGUAUAUGGGAGCCCUAGCAGAUCUGCUACCAACCAUCCAUUUGAGCUGUCUUCAUCCAAUUGUUGGUCCAAAAAGGAAUGGCCUGUGCAGAGUACAGGAGAAGGUAUUGGGAAGCCCUCCAUUUCAAGGCCACAUGUUGGUGGUCUAUUUCCCGCCCCAGAUGUACAGCCACUUUGGUGAUUUGAUUAAAAACAGGGGAAAAAAAAAAAAAAAAAGUAUGAGGGACUUGAAUACACCUCCUGUUCUCUAUUGAGGCAAAUAGCCUCUUUUGGAGGAGAGUUUAGAAUACUGAAUGCAUUGUAUCUUCCUGCUCGUCUUUAUAAGGGAGAUUGAUGUUUACUUCACUAGAA